AUGUCAAGUGCUAGAUCAGAAUAUCUCAACUUGGGCCACCCCAUCCCAGCUACCAGCCAGGGUCGCUCAGCUUCACCCACCACUACCAACUCAGCUAGAUCACAAUCUCCCAUUGAAUCAUCAGGCGCAUCGGCCGUCAGGUCCCCAUUCGGCAUGUCUGGCACAUUGAACCCCGCUGGCAACAAGAUGGCAGGAACCACGCGAUCUGGAGCUGGUUCUCCUUCGCAUGACUUAUCCGCGUCUGGCAGGCUAUUCUCCAAGAGAGCUCGAGAAAUCCAGGCUCAGGAAGGCGUGCCUGGAAUACCACUGAACCCUUGGGGUGGCCCGCCUACCAGUGGGAAUUCGACUCCGCUCCGCGAGAAUAUCCCAGAGUCGCCCACCGACGGGUUCCCUGACUUUGCUCAAUUGCCGUCAUCAGAGAAUGGACCAUCCGGUGGGAGACGUGCUCGUGCUGGCACCGUUCCGUCCCGGUUCCCUGGGGCGGCCGUUGGUAACGGAUUGCUGAGCAUUCCCACUCUGAAUGCUCAGUCCUCGCGUGUCAGUCCCUCUCAAAGUCCCUUUAACAAGUCACCCUCUCCUGGCUUGAGCGAGACUUCGUCCGGCUCGCUUCUGUCACGACUGCGGGCUGGAUCUAUGCCGCAGCGAAGUCCGUUCAACAAUAUUCCCGGCACAAGCUCCCCCUUUGGACCAACUCUCUUCAGCGGUAGCUGGAACCCCUCCUCCUCGGGUCGCGAACGUGGAAACACUCUCGCUAGUAUCGCGAGUGUUGGAUCAACCAACGGCCCCAGCUCGCCCGCGCAGUCUGCGUUCUCCAAAGAGGGGACUGGUGAGAAUGACGUGCACAUGAGGACCCUCGACUAUCUGGGACUUGCUGAGACGCCCCAGCCUGCUCGUGCGCAGCUGGCCCCUGGAUACUUGCCUGGGUUGGCAGACUUCACCAAGCAGGCCAACCGCUUCCGUUCAUACUCGGUAAACAACAAGGACAAGUACGCUGAUGACGAGGACGACGAUUACGAUGAUUUGGCUUCCGAGAGUCAGUAUGCCGCUGCCCUUCAAGAUCAGCUAGCUGCUACACAAGCCGCCAUUUACAGCCACAAUAUUGCCGUUCAGAACUUCCAGAACCUGGCCGCCCAAUCGAUUCGUCCUAGAGCCAGAACCGUCGGCGGCUUGGAUUUGACCGCCGCCGGUUCCCGAGGCCUUCGGAACUUCUACCACACGCCAUCACGCUUGGACAGCUCAAUGACUGCCACAGAGAUUCGUUUGCCGGACGAGAAAGACUUUGAGGAUCUGCCGCAGGCUGUCGCUGCUAUGAAUCUCGGUCGAUCUAACAGUCGCAAUAACGGCUUGCUGUCUGCAGAGGAGGGACUCGAAGGGCCUACCAGCGCCUUGUGGCUCGGGAGCAUUCCCACUUCAACUACGACCUCGACUCUGACGGAGAUGUUCAAGCAAUAUGGCCCUAUUUCUUCAGUCCGGGUACUGACCCACAAGAAUUGCGGUUUUGUCAAUUAUGAACGUAUAGACAGUGCAGUCUCUGCAAAGACGGCCAUGAAUGGCAAGGAGAUCUUCCCUGGCGCUGGCCCGGUGCGCAUCAACUUCGCGAAGCCGCCUUCGGCCUCGAAUACGCCGGGUCACGAUGGGGUCUUCCCGUCUCCAAGUCCAGACCCCUUUGCCAAGGGGGGUGACAACGCAGGCUCGAACCCAGCCACUGCCACAAUUGACGGAGCCGCCACAGCCUCCCCAACGAACGCGGCCCCAGUGAUCCCUCCUCUGCAUGAGAUGACACCGGAUAUUUUGCAGAUUGUCAAGUCACUUGGUGCUACUGAUGAGGAUACCUAUAACAUUUCCCUCAGCUUGAACGAGGCUGUCGGCUUCACCAACUUCAUUGACGAGAUACCUCCUGUAAAAGAACCCACUCACACACGUGUGCACGAUGCACCAAAGCUUCGAGAUAUUCGCAAGCGUAUCGACAACCAGAGCCUGUCUCAGCCAGAGAUUGAGAACAUUGCUGUUGACAUGCUUCCCGAAAUUGCCGAGUUGGCUUCAGACUACCUGGGUAAUACUGUCGUCCAGAAGUUAUUCGAGCACUGUUCUGAUUCCAUUCGCGAUGCCAUGCUCACUGAGAUUGCGCCUCAUUUGGCAGAAAUUGGCGUACACAAGAACGGCACAUGGGCUGCUCAGAAGAUCAUUGAUGUGUGCAAAACACCUGAACAGAUGAAUCUGAUUGUGCGACAUAUUAGACCGUACACAGUUCCUCUAUUCCUGGACCAAUACGGCAACUACGUGCUUCAAGGUUGCCUGAAAUUUGGUACUCCCUUCAACAACUUCAUCUUUGAGACCAUGCUGAGCAAAAUGUGGGACAUCGGUCAGGGCAGAUACGGUGCCAGGGCAAUGAGGGCCUGCCUUGAGAGCCACCAUGCCAGUAAGGAUCAGCAGCGCAUGCUGGCCGGUGCCAUUGCGUUGAAUAGUGUCCAACUUGCCACCAAUGCAAAUGGCGCCUUGCUUCUGACCUGGUUCCUUGACACCUGCACCUUUCCCCAGCGUCGAAGUGUGCUGGCACCGCAGCUUGUGCCCUACCUGGUACACUUGUGUACGCACAAGGUUGCCUACCUUACUGUUCUCAAGGUGAUCAACCAAAAGGCUGAAGCCGAUGCCCGUGACACAAUCCUCAAGGCCUUGUUUUUUACGCCCAAAGACCAUAUCCUCGAGGCAAUUCUGAGCGAUCAUGCAUGCGGCGCAACUCUGAUCUUCAAGGUACUUACGACGCCCUUCUUUGACGAGAGCAUCCGCAGCCAAGUUGUGGAGAACAUCAAGAAUGUCCUUGUCCGCAUCAAGGCUCAGCCCAACCAAGGAUACAAACGACUGAUGGAUGAGGUCGGUCUCUCGACUCGCAACGGCGGUGGAUCGCGGGAUCACUCUAUCAGCGCAACGGAGCGCCAACGCCCUGCCUCGAGGCAAACACAAUCACACGCACAAGCAAACGCUGCUGCCAUUCAGCAAAAUGCCCAGUACAACAACCAGUACAUGAACCCCCUCAGCCAGACCAACACUCCCGGGGGCUACGAAAUGGGCUUUGGUGUCUCGAGAACCGAGCCUAGCGAGUCUGCCAUGCCUCCCUUCCCACAGUACGGUCAGCAAAACACAAUGUACAAUAACACCAACCCCGCCAUGGUCCCGGGCAUGCAGUCGAUGCAGUAUCAACAGAGCAUGAUGCAACGCGGUAACCCUCCUAUGAACAAUUUUUUCCCGACUAUGCCAGCAGCUGGUUUCAAUGGAUACAAUGGCCCGGCACCGCCAAUGGAUCAGUACCGCGGCCAGAACAUGGUCAACAGCAGCCCUAUCCAACCCCCUGGGGCCCCUACAGGCUACGGUCCUCCUGGUUUCAAUAUGCCCAUGGGAAUGAGCAGCUACCCCUACAAUGGCGGUAUGCAGCAGAACAUGCCUUAUAUGCCGGACCAGCAGCCUAUCAACAACGGACGGCGCGGACGGGUAGGUCAACCCUCCCAUCGAGGCCGGAGGUCGCCGCGGCCAUAG
This is a messenger RNA of Pestalotiopsis fici W106-1, 3531 nucleotides long. RefSeq lists its product as uncharacterized. The transcript has 2 exons. Gene Ontology annotation, molecular function: RNA binding. The record is from RefSeq and is a predicted model, not a curated record. Bases 1 to 3531 code for a protein of 1176 amino acids. NCBI's taxonomy places the organism in Eukaryota, Fungi, Ascomycota, Sordariomycetes, Amphisphaeriales, Sporocadaceae.